Messenger RNA from Coregonus clupeaformis (lake whitefish), 1997 nucleotides. RefSeq names its product mitochondrial-processing peptidase subunit alpha-like. Bases 40 to 1593 code for a protein of 517 amino acids. The record is from RefSeq and is a predicted model, not a curated record. Gene Ontology annotation, molecular function: metal ion binding; metalloendopeptidase activity. NCBI's taxonomy places the organism in Eukaryota, Metazoa, Chordata, Actinopteri, Salmoniformes, Salmonidae. The transcript has 13 exons. Gene Ontology annotation, cellular component: mitochondrion.
AUAGCAUCCGGGUGAAUUAGUGGUCACAGAGAAUUCAAGAUGGCGACGCACAUGUUGCAGUGUAGAACUUGGGGCCGUGUUCAGAGGUACGGAAUUGCAGUAUAUAGAAAGUACAGCAGUGGCAGCAGAUAUCCAAAUAUCUCACUCUCUGCACCAUUACCAGGGAUCCCUAAACCAGUGUUUGCGUCCGUUGAUGGGCAUGAACAAUGCGAGACUAAAAUCACUACAUUGGAAAAUGGCCUUAAAGUAGCAUCUCAAAACAAGUUUGGUCAGUUCUGCACGGUUGGAAUUUUAGUAAAUUCAGGCUCCAGGCAUGAGACAAAAUACCCCAGUGGAAUUGCACACUUUGUGGAGAAACUAGCCUUUUCUUCCACAGCCCAGUAUGGCAGUAAAGAUGAAAUUCUUCUCACACUUGAAAAACAUGGAGGGAUCUGUGACUGCCAAACAUCCAGAGACACCACCAUGUAUGCUGUCUCUGCCGAGGUGAAGGGACUGGACACGGUAGUCAGCCUGCUCUCUGAUGCUGUAUUGCAGCCACGCCUACUAGAUGAGGAGAUCGAGAUGACUAGGAUGGCUGUGCGCUUUGAGCUGGAGGAUCUGAACAUGAGGCCUGACCCUGAACCUUUACUGACGGAGAUGAUCCACGCAGCAGCAUAUCGGGGGAACACCGUUGGGUUGCCUCGCUUCUGUCCAGUAGACAACGUGGAGAAGAUCGACAAGAAGCUGCUACACACGUACCUGCGGAGCUACUACUGCCCAGAGCGUAUGGUGCUAGCCGGAGUGGGCAUCGAACAUGAACAACUGGUGGCCUGCGCCAGGAAAUAUCUGCUGGAUGUGAAGCCAGUAUGGGGAGCCAGUACGCCUACCAAUGUCGACCUGUCUGUGGCACAGUACACUGGUGGAAUCGUAAGGAUGGAUAAGGAUAUGUCAGAUGUGAGCCUUGGCCCCACCCCCAUUCCUGAGCUCACCCACAUCAUGAUUGGCCUGGAGAGCUGCUCCUUCCUGGAGGAGGACUUUAUCCCAUUUGCCGUCCUCAACAUGAUGAUGGGUGGAGGUGGGUCCUUCUCAGCGGGGGGUCCUGGGAAAGGCAUGUUCACCCGGCUUUACCUGAACGUGCUCAACAGGCAUCAUUGGAUGUACAAUGCCACCUCAUACCAUCACAGUUAUGAGGACAGCGGCCUGCUGUGUAUCCAUGCCAGUGCAGACCCCAGACAGGUUCGGGAAAUGGUGGAGAUUAUAACCAGAGAGUUCAUUCAGAUGGCUGGGACAGCAGGAGAGAUGGAAUUGGCAAGAGCGAAGACGCAGCUCAAGUCCAUGCUGAUGAUGAACCUGGAGUCGCGUCCGGUUAUCUUUGAGGAUGUCGGCCGACAGGUUCUAGCCACAGGGAAGAGGAAGCUGCCACAUGAGCUGUGUGACCUCAUCAGUAACAUUACAGCAAGCGAUAUCAAGAGGGUCACAACCAAGAUGCUGCGCAGCAAGCCAGCAGUAGCAGCGCUAGGAGACUUGACCGAGAUGCCCUCCUAUGAGCACAUCCAAGCUGCCCUGUCCAGCAAGGACGGACGCCUGCCUCGCAUGUACCGCCUCUUCCGAUAGACCUCCCUACGUUUACCCAGACAUCAUUGUAUAUACUGGACACUGACCUAUGCUAGUGUUCUCUCAAUAGAGAUGUGCUAAGCUCUGGGAGAGUACUGUUUGGAUCUCCCAACUCUAAAAGAAAAGUGUUGAGUGAGGUGAUUUUUAAAAACUAAAUUUUACUUGGUGAGGAUAUACCCUGCUCUGUGCACCUGGAGCGUCUACAUUUUCUUGCCAGAGGGAAGUUUUUAAUUUCCUGUUCAGUAGCCCACCUGACCAAUGUUGGCUGGGAUGGUUUUCAUGCUUUUGGGUUUAAUUCCAAGUAUGUGGGUGAAUAUGGCUCGAGUGUUGCAUUGCUGGAUCUGUAGAGGGUGACCUACAAAUUACCUUCAUGGUAAAAAGGAAAAUAAAGGGUUGUGAUUGUC